Messenger RNA from Spirodela intermedia, 195 nucleotides. The record is from the annotation of a GenBank genome assembly. Lineage: Eukaryota; Viridiplantae; Streptophyta; Magnoliopsida; Alismatales; Araceae.
AUGAGAAAGAGAGAGAAUGAGAUAAAGAGAGAAGGAGAGAGAGCUUUCGGGGGGGUGGCUACCCACCUCGGCGGCCAGCAUGGUUCUGGUAGGUGCAGAACCUCUCGAGGACGAGCUCGAACCUAUCGACGUCGCGGUCGAAGCUGCCGUCGGGGAGCGAGAGCCCGUAGAAGAACCCGGGGAAGGCGAAGCUGA